Molecule: messenger RNA, 1493 nt
Organism: Erythranthe guttata (spotted monkey flower)
Lineage: Eukaryota; Viridiplantae; Streptophyta; Magnoliopsida; Lamiales; Phrymaceae
Product: alpha/beta-Hydrolases superfamily protein
Source: RefSeq, a predicted model, not a curated record
AAUUUAAGAGAAAUGGGGCAAAAGAAAAGCAAAGGACUCGCGCGAACCACCAUAAUAAAAAUAAUAAUGGCGGCAACCAUGAUGACUUUAUCGCACGUGCCGAGCACCAUUGCGCACGUGCGAGCCCAUGCACUCCCAAUUGCUAAUUCCAAAUUCAACUUAUUAGUAAAUACAAAGAGCACCACCACCAACUCCGCCAUAACCACUCCACAAUUCACCUCAGUUGAUCGGAGAAUGGAUUCUUCCGAAGAUGCCGCCAAACUUCGCUCCGACUUUCUGCACCUCCUCCGCACUCGCCGGACUGCUGAAGUUCCACUUUCCGUCGAACCUGCGCAGCCUGUACAAGAUCCAUUGUAUCAAGAAACUCCGAAGCCAACCUUCAGUGAGGCAAUGGAGUCUUGUCCAAAGAAAGAGAUUCCUAAUUUUAAAGAACUGCUUCAAGAGGAGAACUUUUACCUUACAACUGAGGCAGGGGAGCAAGGACGCUUACCUGUUCUGAUAUUGAAACUGAAGGAGAACAGUCAAAAGAGAAGGCCAGCGAUAGUUUUCCUACAUAGUACUCACAAAUGCAAAGAGUGGUUGCGCCCUUUACUUGAGGCAUAUGCUUCGAGGGAUUACAUUGCUAUAGCCAUUGAUUCCCGUUAUCAUGGAGAGCGUGCGAAAAACCUGACAACUUACCGAGAGUCUCUGGUGUCAUCAUGGAAAAAAGGCGAUACGAUGCCUUUCAUAUUUGAUACGGUAUGGGACUUGGUAAAAUUGGCGGAUCAUCUUACACAAAGGGAGGACCUAGAUCCCUCUAGGAUAGGAAUUACGGGUGAAUCACUUGGAGGAAUGCAUGCUUGGUUUGGUGCCGCUGCCGAUGCUCGCUAUUCAGUGGUUGCCCCUGUAAUUGGUAUUCAAGGGUUCCGGUGGGCAAUUGAUCACGACAAGUGGCAAGCUCGAGUCGACAGCAUUAAGGCUGUAUUUGAAGAAGCGAGAACUGAUUUGGGAAUAAAUGCAAUCGACAAAGAAGUGGUGGAGAAGGUGUGGGAUAGGAUUGCUCCUGGUUUGGCCUCUGAUUUUGAUGCACCUUACACUGUUCCUGCUAUUGCACCGCGUCCUCUGCUGAUUUUGAAUGGUAAAGAAGAUCCGCGUUGCCCUCUGGGUGGAUUGGAACUUCCCGAAUCAAAAGCAAGAAAGAUUUACGAAAAGGCCAAUGCCGUUGACGACUUUAAGCUGAUAGCUCAACCAGGUAUCGGACAUCAAAUGACAUCUUUGAUGGUCAAAGAAGCCAGCGACUGGUUCGAUCAAUACCUUAAACCAUGAGAAGGGUUAUAACUCUCAUUUAUGAAAAAACAUGUACUUCUGCGUACUACGAAAUAAUGCUCUACUACUUCAAUUCCACGGUAUUUUGUUAACGUGAUCUAGAUCACGUCGUUUAAGUUAAAAAUAACAUUUAAAUUCAUUUGUUUCAAUCAUCCCAAUUCAGUAUUUUACCAAAUCUUAUUAUGCAA